Messenger RNA from Capronia epimyces CBS 606.96, 2469 nucleotides. RefSeq lists its product as uncharacterized. Gene Ontology annotation, molecular function: FAD binding. The coding region runs from base 1 to 2469 and encodes 822 amino acids. NCBI's taxonomy places the organism in Eukaryota, Fungi, Ascomycota, Eurotiomycetes, Chaetothyriales, Herpotrichiellaceae. The transcript is spliced from 4 exons. The record is from RefSeq and is a predicted model, not a curated record.
AUGAAGAAGGCUCAGCCGUUCAAGGUGGUCAUCGUGGGUGGCAGCGUUGCGGGCUUGUCGCUGGCCAACAUCCUGCAGGAGUACAACAUCGACUAUGUUCUUCUCGAGGCCUAUCCCGACAUUGCACCCCAGGUGGGAGCCAGCAUCGGCAUCCUCCCGCACGGCAACAGGAUUCUGGACCAGCUAGGCUUGUUCCAGAAGGUGUUGGAUUUCGUGCCUCCCGUGGCCAGCUUGAUCUUCCGCAACCAAAAUGGAGAGAUCAUAGUCAGCCACGAGGGAAUGCGGAAGACAUUCGAAGAGCGACACGGCUACCCGAUUCUCUUUAUGGACCGUCAAAUGUUGCUGCAGGCCUUGUACGACAACAUCAAAGACAAAGACAAGAUCCUGACUGGACAUCGCGUCACGCUCCUCGAGGUCAACUCGACCGGAGUCAAAGUGACGGUGGGUGACGGCACGACGUUCGAGGGCGACAUCGUGGUGGGAGGCGACGGCAUCCACAGCACGGUGCGACGAGAGAUGAAGAGAAUGCAGAAGGAACUCAGCCCGGCAUCUGUAGCUCCCGAAAUUGACCGUGUCCCCUGCGAUUAUUGCUGCAUCUUUGGCAUCUCCAACCCCUGUAAAGGCAUCGAGCCGGGCCAGGUCAACUCGGUGUUCCGGCACAAAGUGUCGUAUCUGGUUAUCGGAGGGCCUUACGGGCGCGUGUACUGGUUCUGUUUCGUUAAGCUGCCCAAGCGGCUGUACACGUCGGACAUUCCUCGCUUCACGAAAGAGGACGAGGCUCAGCUCCUGGCCAAGCGAACAAACGACAAGAUCCUACCCAACCUCGUAUUCGGCGAGCUGUUCAAGCGCAAAAUCACGUCAAACAUGACGGCCUUGCACGAGCAUGUUUACGAGAAGUGGUAUUUCCAUCGUAUCAUCACCAUUGGAGACGCGGCACAUAAGAUCCAUCCGAUCGGCGGUCAUGGCGGCAACGGAGCCAUCGAGUCAGCAGCCACUCUUGCCAACGGCCUGUUAAAAAAACUCGGCGAGUUGCGGAGCGAUGGUCAAGGCAAACGGCCGACGACGGAAGAGAUCGAAGCCAUCUUCCGGCACGUGCAAGAGGUGCGCCAGACACGAGUCAACCACCUGCGCGAGUAUUCGCACGAGCAGCAACGCACCGAGUCUAUGGACAGCCCUCUGCACUGGCUCAAGGUGAAGUUGCUGCCGCUCAUGGACGUCGACGACGUGGUGUACAACUUCUCGUGCAACAUCCCGUUGGCCGAGAAGCUGGACGGCCUGCCAUGCCCGCGCCAGCCCAAGCUGAUUCCGUUCAAGGACGACCUGGAAUCCGACCCCCGACCACGAGGCACAGCGGUUUCGGUCCUACUGGUCUCAUUCUACCUGGCGUGCGGCAUCCUGACCUUCUACGGUAUGUGGGUGCACUCGGCCUCGUACGGGCUCGCCGGGAAGUUUGAGGCCAUCAUCCAAAACGGCCACUUCCCCAUCGGGCCGGAGUAUCCGCUUAAAACGUCGUACACCGGCCACGGCUGGCUCGACAACUACCUGACCUUCCUGACGGCGGUGUUCAUGCCGGGCAUUGAGAACUGGGACCGCAACUUCGGCACGCUGCAGCGAUAUUUCCUGGGCAUGCUCAUCCAGCCGAUCGCAGUCUGGACCGUCGAGGGGUUCCGCAAGCGCCAUGCGUUGACGGCCCUGGCCCCGACCGCCCUUCUCGUCUGGUUCACGCUGUUCCAGUCGGCCGGCAUCGGCAUCUACAUGCCCUUCUACUACGCCGUCUGGACCCCGUACUCCGACACCGAUCGAUACUGGUGGCCGGUCAAUCGCGAAGUGCCCAUCCAGUAUGCAAAGGUCCUCCUGCCCGCCAACCUGCUGGGUUAUGUCCUUCCCACCAUCUUGAUGUUCGUCCCCUGGCAAGACGCCACUCUAGCCCAGACCUUCGAGGCCAUCUGGCAACCUGGCCCUAUGUUGGUCCCCAUCCUCGCCUGGCUGUUUGCCGCCGUCUACCGACUGUUCAACCCGCGGUCGGCGAGAGAUCACCAGCACCACACCGCCACGGAGGAGUACCAGGACAUCGCCUACCUCAAGACAAUCUACGUCGUCAUCGCCGUCCUGGGCGCCGCUCUGCACGUCUACAUCGUCGGCCCGCUGUUGUUGUCGUCCGAUCCGUCCUUCAACUUCUCCACCGUCUUUGGCCUGACUUUCACCCCUGGCCCCAGGGAGCUCGGCGAGGGUCUGCGCCUCUUGUUUCUCGCCGACUUCUUGGGCUUUGAGGCUGCUUCUGUCGCCUGGACAUGUGCCGCCAUCUGGGACUUGAAGCGAGUGGGAAGGACCACCGUCAACGUCCCCAAGGCCUGUCUGGCCGUCUUGGCUGCCACUGUGCUAGUCGGCCCGGGCGCCGCCAUGAGUAUUGUCUGGUACUGGAGAGAAACGGCCAUGGCCAAAACACAGUUCAAGAGCGAGAGUCGAUGA